GCGACCUGGGUUCCGGAAGCUGGAGAGCUACAGCUUUGAAGCUGCCCUGGUCAAAGAAUGCUGAGUCCAGAGCGUCUCGCCCUAUCGGACUACGAGUAUCUGGCUCAGCGACAUGUCCUCACGUACAUGGAGGAUGCAGUGUGCCAGCUGCUAGAGAACAGGGAGGAUAUUAGCCAAUAUGGCAUUGCCAGGUUCUUCACUGAAUAUUUUAACAGUGUAUGCCAGGGAACUCACAUUCUCUUUCGGGAAUUCAGCUUUAUCCAAGCAACCCCCCACAAUAGGGCAUCAUUUUUGAGGGCUUUCUGGAGAUGCUUUCGAACUGUGGGCAAAAAUGGCGAUUUGCUGACCAUGAAAGAAUAUCAUUGUUUGCUGCAAUUACUGUGCCCGGAUUUCCCGCUGGAGCUCACUCAGAAAGCAGCCAGGAUUGUGCUCAUGGACGAUGCCAUGGACUGCUUGAUGUCUUUUUCAGAUUUCCUUUUUGCCUUCCAAAUCCAGUUUUACUACUCAGAAUUCCUGGACAGUGUGGCUGCCAUCUAUCAGGACCUGCUGUCAGGCAAGAACCCCAAUACAGUGAUUGUGCCAACAUCGUCCAGUGGGCAACACCGCCAUCGACCUGCCCUGGGUGAGACUAGCAUGCUGGAGGGAGUGGAGGCGUCACUGUUUUACCAGUGCCUGGAAAACCUGUGUGACCGGCACAAAUACAGCUGCCCACCCCCAGCACUUGUCAAAGAGGUCCUAAGCAACGUUCAGAGACUGACCUUCUAUGGAUUCCUUGUGGCUCUCUCAAAGCAUCAUGGAAUCAACCAAGCUCUAGGAGCUUUGCCUGACAAAGGGGACCUGAUGCAUGACCCAGCCAUGGAUGAAGAGCUGGAACGGCUGGUGGUGAGGUCGAGGCUGCACCGGACCUUGCGGCAGCACAGGGCCGAGAAGCCAGGGGCCUUUGGCUUUCAGAGAAGAGACAAAUCGGAGGCCCUGGAGACAUUGUCCUCAGCUUUGGGACCAACGCCCUACCCGUAUCGGUGGGAGCCACGAGAGUGAGGCGA
Messenger RNA from Galeopterus variegatus (Sunda flying lemur), 1043 nucleotides. RefSeq names its product chromosome unknown open reading frame, human C11orf49 (gene CSTPP1). The record is from RefSeq and is a predicted model, not a curated record. The transcript has 9 exons. The coding region runs from base 58 to 1038 and encodes 326 amino acids. Lineage: Eukaryota; Metazoa; Chordata; Mammalia; Dermoptera; Cynocephalidae.